This is a messenger RNA of Physeter macrocephalus (sperm whale), 1043 nucleotides long. RefSeq names its product family with sequence similarity 177 member B (gene FAM177B). The record is from RefSeq and is a predicted model, not a curated record. The transcript has 4 exons. Bases 1 to 516 code for a protein of 171 amino acids. NCBI's taxonomy places the organism in Eukaryota, Metazoa, Chordata, Mammalia, Artiodactyla, Physeteridae.
AUGGAAAAAGACAGUUUCCAGCAGUUAGAACUAGAGAAGGGUAGACCUUCCAAAAGGGGGACUCCCAAAAGAGUUAUCCAUUUUGUUGAUGGUGACAUCAUGGAAGAAUAUAGCACAGAGGAAGAGGAAGAAAAAGAGGAACAGAGAACAAAUUCAACACUUGAUCCUUCUAAACUUUCAUGGGGGUCCUACCUAUGGUUUUGGGCAGGGCGAAUAGCAAGGACCUCAUUUUCUACAUGUGAAUUCCUUGGUGGAAGAUUUGCUGUCUUCUUUGGUCUUAAUCAACCCAAAUACCAGUAUGUGUUAAAUGAGUACUAUAGAACACAAAGUAAGGAAAGUGACAAGGAAAGUGAAGGGAAUGGAUCAAAGGCCCAAACAGCCAAUGUUCCCAAUGAAAAGUGUCACCUGGAGGCUGGGGGCCAAGAGUAUGGAACGAGACGACAGGACAUUGCCGAGGGCAUUCCUCAGGGGAGUAUCUCAUCCAGCGAGGGCCUGAUGGCAGAUUCCAGCUCCUAAUGGGCAGCGGGGCUAUAGUUCCCCUGGCUCUCUCUUCCUCAGUCAUUGAUUACCAAGGCACCAGCACCACAGGUAGCACUUCUGAGCCAGAUCUGAUCUUAAUCUCCUUGUGAUUUAUUCUCCAAUAGCCAGGAAGUGUAAACAAUCAUAAGAACAAUUGUGGAUUCUUUCUCAAUGUAAAUUUUUAUUUAUAAGCCCAGCAACCCAACUCCACCCCAGUGAUAUAAGUCCUGUCAGUCAGUUGUGGGCUACUAGUAUUGACGUUUGCACAGUAGUAUAAAUGCCUUAAGGAACUUGGGCACAGGAGUUUUAGGCUGAAACUCUUUGUCACAUGGCAAGGGUAUAGAAAAGGACCUUCUGUUCCUCAAAAGAAACUCUGGGCAUUAUGAAGUCUAAAUCCUUUCAGGGUUUGACAUAAGCCGUGUCCUUCCCAAUAGCUCUGUUGGCUUACUUGGGGCUUGCUUUGCAAUAAGCAAACAUUGCUAAUAACUCUGCUUCAACAUAGCAGUCUUUGAGAGUUGGGUGCA